This is a messenger RNA of Scutellospora calospora, 189 nucleotides long. The record is from the annotation of a GenBank genome assembly. NCBI's taxonomy places the organism in Eukaryota, Fungi, Glomeromycota, Glomeromycetes, Diversisporales, Gigasporaceae.
GAGAACGAAGAAUCUAAUAAUAGUAGUAGUAUGGUUCAGCAUCUCUCUUCUCUUCUCCUCGCUUGUAGUAGUAGUAGUAUGGUUCAGGUUCAGCAUCUCUCUUCUCUUCUCCUCGCUUGUAGUAGUAGUAGUAUGGUUCAGGCUCAGCAUCUCUCUUCUCUUCUCCUCGCUUGUAGUAGUAGUAGUAUG